Molecule: messenger RNA, 366 nt
Organism: Hyalella azteca
Lineage: Eukaryota; Metazoa; Arthropoda; Malacostraca; Amphipoda; Hyalellidae
Product: merozoite surface protein CMZ-8-like
Exons: 2
Coding region: 1-366 (121 amino acids)
Source: RefSeq, a predicted model, not a curated record
AUGGUCACUAUCACUCAUAACUCAUCACCAUCACCCAUCAUCAUCACUCAUCACUAUCAUCACCUCUCCAGCCCACAAAGCCCCCUGGGGGGCACGGCUGCUGCAUGCGAAGUCUCCAUCAGUUCUCCCGUACACGUGCCCAGUUCUCCGGUACACGUGCCCAGUUCUCCCGUACACGUGCCCAGUUCUCCCGUACACGUGCCCAGUUCUCCCGCUGUCUCUUAUACACAUCUAGAUGUGUAUAAGAGACAGCCCGUACACGUGCCCAGUUCUCCCGUACACGUGCCCAGUUCUCCCGUACAUGUGCCCAGUUCUCCCGUACACGUGCCCAGUUCUCCCGUACACGUGCCCAGUUUACCGGCGUAG